GCUGCUCCUGACGUCUCCCCCCUCCCCAUCCGAGGCAGCUCCGGGUUCGGCGCGGGUUGGUGGCAGCAGGCAGGAACCUCGCCUUUCCCCCCACCCAGGCGGACCAGCAGUCGCUCCUCUCGGACUAGAGGCGAGCCGGACGCCCCGAGAAGGAUCUCGCCAUGACCGCGUCUAUGAGGCAGAGAUUCGACAAGUUCCUGCACGAGAAGAAUUUCCUGACCAGCGUUCUGGAGAAAAUCGAGAGCAGGACUGGGGUGAGCAGGUCCUACGUCGCCCUCGCCCUUGUUGGUGUGCUGGCCAUCUAUCUGGUGAUUGGCUACGGAGCAUCCCUGCUCUGCAACUUGAUCGGCUUCGCUUACCCUGCCUACAUCUCCAUCAAGGCCAUUGAAAGUCCUAACAAAGACGAUGACACACAGUGGCUGACCUACUGGGUGGUGUAUGGCAUCUUCAGCAUAGGAGAAUUUUUCUCUGACCUCUUUCUCUCCUGGUUCCCUUUCUACUACAUGAUGAAGUGUGGUUUCCUGUUAUGGUGCAUGGCCCCAAGUCCCUCAAAUGGAGCAGAGUUCCUGUACCACCGAAUUAUCCGCCCUUUCUUCCUGAAGCAUGAGGCACAGCUGGACAGUGUAGUGAAGGAUCUGAAAGACAAAGCUGCAGAGACAGCAGAUACAAUUACUAAAGAAGCCAAAAAAGCAACAAUAAAUCUAUUAGGGGAUGAAAAGAAAAGCACCUAAAACUGGAAAAUAAGUUUCCUCAUCACUUCCCUUAACGCAGCUUGAUAUUACUGGGGACUGUGAUAUAGUGAUUUGAAUAAUGUUGCCUUGGAAACUGUUUUUUAUUUAAUAAAGGAAUGUGUUUUUAAAGUUGCUUGCUCUUUUGCAGUUUGCUGUAUUAAAAGUAAGCAUUUUUAUGUCAAACCAGUGCCGUGGGUGGUAUCUAAUGCUUAUACAGGUUAGUUUGUCUCCUAAGCAAAGAACAGUCUUUCAGUAAUGUCUUGUCAUGUGGUUAAAGUAAUCUUAAAUAAAAUAUCCCCCAGGCUGUGACUAUUACACUUCAUGCAUGCAAUGUCUGUCUGUUACUAUUUGACUGGUUCCCGCUGUAAUGUACAGUUUUAUAUCAAAAUGUGAUAAUGGUGAUUUUCAUGCAAGGGCACGUGUGCAUAUGCAGGGAAUAAUGACCAGAAGGACACGUGUUAAUGAGUAUUCCCCCUCCCCACACAUAACAAUAUUGUUAACAGUGAAGGCAGGUGAUGGUGUAGAACCACUGAUAUUGUUUGUUGUUGCACAUACCACUUGUAACUUGCAGCGUUUUGGUAGAUGUGUAUGUGGGAGUUGUCCUUAAAACACAGAGUCAAACACUUUGCGGUUGUUGACGACAUACUGUAAACUUGUUUGCCGGAGUUGGAUGCACUGAUCAGCAGCUGAUAACAGAGGAACAGAAGAGGGGAGCAUUGCCCCGAUACUCUGUAGAGUCCUAUCCUACUUCAUGGCACAGGCUGAGCAGUGUGAAAUGCCUGUCUUGUCAGGUGACUCCCAGUUACGUUGCAGCACAGGCAUGGCCUCAGCCAAGGUUUCCCUCCAAAGUGGUACCUGAAACUGCAUUCUGCUCUUUGUGGAAGUUUCAUAAUGUGACCUCUAUCAGAUCAGGUGCUCUUCAACCUUGUCUACUGUUCACGCCAGGCCUUAAGCCUUAGUCUUCUAUUGGAAGUACAUGGCAUAAAUGGGGAGCAAUUGUCUUACAGAGAGAAGCAGGUAGGAUUGUCCCCUGUCAUGAAUGUGGUAGUAAUACUGUUAACUGGAAAAUAUUGAUUUGUUCCCUAAUGGCUCAUGAUUUUUUCUGAAGUUAGACUUUUUAUUUUUAAAAGCAUCUCCGACUGUAUAUUGUUGUCUCCUGCUUGAUUUAAAAUGAGACAGAGUCUCUGUGUAGCAUUUACCAAUUGCCAUGGGGGUUGCAGGGAAUCAUAGUCCCUGAAUUAUCAGAAAGAACUAAAACAGUCCUUCCAAAUCCUUGUUCGCAGCAAAAUUGGAUUGACAAACCAAAGCCCCCCAUUAUUCGUUGGAGGGGCACUAUUUCAGUCCAUGAGCAAAUAUUUAAAAACCUGCAUUGC
Molecule: messenger RNA, 2104 nt
Organism: Gekko japonicus
Lineage: Eukaryota; Metazoa; Chordata; Lepidosauria; Squamata; Gekkonidae
Gene: REEP5
Product: receptor accessory protein 5
Exons: 5
Coding region: 162-731 (189 amino acids)
Source: RefSeq, a predicted model, not a curated record